AUGAGUGCGUGUGGUGUGCGUCCGGACGCCGCGCCGGGAAGCCUGCGCUGGGCGUUGGGCGGCGCCGGGCGCGUGUCGUCGGUGGCUCGGUCGUCUGCGGGCGGCACUGCGGCGCACCCUGUUCUCCGACCGCGAAGUAGGGCAGCGGGUGAUCGGGAGCACCGAGAGCCGCCGCCGACGCCGCCGGCGGCCGCUCGGCGCUCGCCACUCGCGCCGCGGCCGCCGCUAGCGCCCCGCAGUGACGCAUUGCAGGUGCGCGGCGACCAAUCGGCGCGCGCCGAACGCUAG
Arctia plantaginis is the source of this 288-nucleotide messenger RNA. The record is from the annotation of a GenBank genome assembly. NCBI's taxonomy places the organism in Eukaryota, Metazoa, Arthropoda, Insecta, Lepidoptera, Erebidae.